GAACGUUGUAUCUGCGAUACGCUUACAAUGGACCUAUAGCUAUACUCGGUGCACCCAUACGCCCAUCGUCAUCAAUCCGAUGGAACCGCCAACUUCGCAGAUCGAGCUACCACCCGAGCUAUGGGACUACAUCAUCGAAGAAUCGUCGUCUGACCGCUCAGCCCUCCGAGCGUGCGGCCUCACACAGCGUGCAUGGGUCGCGACGACCCGGCGGCACCUUUUCAAAGCGAUCGAGCUGAAGGGCGCUGCCGGCUGUGAACAGUUCCUGGACAUCAUCCUUUCGUCCUCGUCAAUCGACACCGGAAUAACGCAAUGUGUCUGCGAUGUCACACUCACGAAGGUCCGCCUACGUCUCGAUGCCCUUGAUGACCGGGAGGCGUCCGAUAUACCGCUCAUCGAGGAGAUGCUCUCGAGGUUGCCCAACAUCGACUGUCUGCGAUUGGUUGCCGUGGACGUCAAAUGUGGGCCCCGGAAGAUGCACGCCGACGAUGGGUUGGAUGAGGAAUCCUCCGAGAAGACGCUUCGACCUUUGUUCACCCUGCCCAAGCUACGGGCACUGCACCUCAUGUCAAUUGUAUUCGACUCGCCCUCCGACACAAUGCGUCUGCUCGCCGCUUUUCCGCAGGCCUCUUCGUUGCAGCUCAAGCAUGUGCUUUACCUGCCGACACGUCAGCCACGACCAGCGACGAGCGUGGGCAAGGCUGGCCACACGAUGUGUAUUCAGGAAUUGAGUUUCGCCGCUUUGACGGAUACGGUGGGGUUGUUGGGUGCGCUCAGGCGACCGCCCUUCAAAUUCAAAUUCGCCUUGCAGAAGCUCAUUUGUGCGCUAUUCUCGUCGCUCGAUGAAGUUCCUGUCCUGUUAGAGGUGAUCGGAGAAUCUGAGAGCACCUUAGAAGAACUGGAAGUUCACUGUGGUCCAAAAUCCGAUCUGUUUGAGAAGAUGGAUCUGUCCCGGCACUCCCGCCUCAAAUCCCUGCGUGUCGCUGUCAUGGGCAUGAUGGACAUUGACUCUGCGGCCUUGCACCCAUCGCUUUCGCCACUCCUCUCUCGCACGCCUAGCAGCUUGCGAGCCCUUCACCUACCCGUCGACCUCUCGCUAUCUCCUGAUGGCACUCCCCCUUGGCAGUUCAUGGAUUGGCCGAGCCUGGACGAAGCACUCACGCUCCUGCACGAGAAAUCCGCUCUUGACCGUCUACGUGCGUCUCUACUACGGUCUGCCGAAGGGUAUCAGCCGCUUGCCGCAGGUGGCGCAGCCACUGGGAUCGCGGAUACCCUGCGCUCUGCGUUCAGGACUGCGUGUCCGUCUGGUUGUGGGCGGAUACAUUCCUGGACCUGGAGCAGAGUCUGUGCCGGAGGAGUGCCACUGGCUCUAGAUACUAACGAACGUGCACGCCAGUGGUCCUUACUUAUUUGUCUUGUAGUCGGAUGUAUGCUACUUCAAGGCUUCAAUAUUCAAUUCUGAGGCGUAGGGGCAUAAUUACACGUAUUUAUGAGCAGCG
This is a messenger RNA of Fomitopsis serialis, 1499 nucleotides long. RefSeq lists its product as uncharacterized. The transcript is spliced from 2 exons. The record is from RefSeq and is a predicted model, not a curated record. The coding region runs from base 80 to 1462 and encodes 460 amino acids. Lineage: Eukaryota; Fungi; Basidiomycota; Agaricomycetes; Polyporales; Fomitopsidaceae.